AAAUGAAACUGACAACCGAACGUUUUGUUGAUACCUUAUAGUAAUAAUAUUUAUUAGAUACCACGCUAUUAUAAAAGAAUCUUGCAGUUCCCGAUAAUGCUUAAUUAACUAUCAAAACUACAAGAUGCGGUUGAAGUGUUGUUUGUUCGUGGGAUUUCUCAAUUUUUUCUGUUUUUUUCUUGAAGCAACUGCUUCAUCUUUGUCCCAGGACUACGCACUUCUGCCAAAAAUAUUUUACUUGAAUGAUACCGAAGAAUGCCCUGAUGACAAAUUUUAUUGUAAGGUCGAUAUUAGGCUGAAGCCGAAGGAUGAAGAAAAUCCACCGAAAGUUUGGGAGUUAAUCACGAAAGAUUCCAUGUACAGAAGAGACCAUGUAUUCAGAGGAUUUUGCAUUGGGGAGAAAAGCAUUGAGCAGAAACUGGAGGAAGAACUACAUGAAUAUAAUCUAACAGGAAAUAUAAUUGAAUCGUAUUGCGAACGAAAAAAAACGUUUUACGCAGAGAUGGAACUCGUCGAUUUAAUCAUUAUAUCGUUCUUCAUGGCUCAUCUAGGUUUCAUAAUCUACAGUACAAUAAGAACAAACCAUUCUAAGAAUGAUGGUCUUUCUAAGAGUGAUGACAACAAAUACCUCAAAAUGUUCUCGUUGACCAAUACAUGGAGAGAAAUAAAUAAUCCAAACAGAAAUGAACAUUUCGACAAUCUACUAAGCUUUCAAGGGAUGCGAACAUUCGGCAUGGUUUUGGUUACAUCAAUCCAUAGUAUUUUGGUGUCGAUGAUGGUGUUAUUCGUCCGAAAUCCAGAAUAUUUCGAAGAAGUUCCCCAUAGUUUAUGGAAGCCAAUAUUCCAUGGUUCUUUUGGACUGGCAGUUCAAAUUUUUUUCAUAAUGUCUGCUUGGCUUCUAUCAGUGCAGCUUCAUGGUAUAGUGAAAAAAAAUGGAGAAUUCACUCUGAAGGAUUUGCUGUUAUUUUGGUUGAAUAGGUACUUGAGGUUAAUACCAUCCUUGUUGGUGAUCCUCAUAUUGCACACCUCGGAUGCUCUAGCCUCUACUUUUACGCAUCCAUAUUACUAUUCAUCUGUCAUGGCUGAAAUGAAAAGAUGUAGAUCAAUUGGGUGGAAAAAUUUAUUCUUCAUUCAAAACCUCAAUGUUUGGAAGGAUGGAGGAGUGUGUGCACCAGUGACUUGGUAUGCAGCAGCCGACUUCCAGUUGUACAUAUUACUAUCAGGGAUAUUUUACGUUAGCAGAAAACUUAAAAUUCCGAUGAAGUAUUUCUUUGGUUUGAUUGCCUUCCUAGCAGCAUUCAUUCAAAUUUUCAACAUGUUCACUAUCAAUUUUGAAGGUUUGGUUCGAUUCAAUCCAAGAUUUCUGCCUGCAGAAAAAUUUAUGGCUUCGGCGGAAAUGAGCUUUUCAUACCUUCCAACAUAUGGAAGUGCAAUCACAUAUAUCAUAGGUUUCCUUUUCGGCUCCAUAUAUUGGCAUAACAGAAAUAAACCAAUUUUUGAUACGAUGAUGAAGAAACUGACUUUUUAUGCAGCUUUCAUUGGCCUUCCCCUUUUAGCCAGUUAUCUGACUGAGUAUCGUCCAAACAGAGUGGUGGAAGCUGUUUUGAAUCCACUUGUUAGACCUUUAUUCGGCCUCGGAAUAGCAGUUGGACUUCUUGGUAUGGCAACCGGAAGUGGAGGUUACAUCAAGAAAUUUUUCGAGAGUGCACCUAUGGUGUUUUUGGGAAAUUUCACAUACAGCACAUACCUUUUCCACUUCACUCUCGUUUUCGGCCGAAGAGUUUUUCGGGCUGGUAAUAUCGAAGUAGACGAUCUCGUAUGUUAUGGUAACACCCUAAUAGAUGUCCCUUUGUCCUUCAUGAUUGGAAUCGUUUUUUACAUGAUUUUAGAACAUCCCCUCAUAAGGCUGCAGAAAAUAUUUAUUCCACAAAUAUCCAACAGAAGGAAGAAAGAAGAAUCAAAAGUAGAAUAAUAAUCUGUGGUGCAGAUAUUGUUAUGUGUUUUGGUGCUGUUUUGAAUUUUGUUGUUUUUAUGAAAUAUAAUGAAGGAAUA
Coccinella septempunctata (seven-spotted ladybird) is the source of this 2052-nucleotide messenger RNA. RefSeq lists its product as uncharacterized. The record is from RefSeq and is a predicted model, not a curated record. Gene Ontology annotation, molecular function: acyltransferase activity, transferring groups other than amino-acyl groups. NCBI's taxonomy places the organism in Eukaryota, Metazoa, Arthropoda, Insecta, Coleoptera, Coccinellidae. The coding region runs from base 125 to 1972 and encodes 615 amino acids. The transcript is spliced from 12 exons.